This is a messenger RNA of Myzus persicae (green peach aphid), 1806 nucleotides long. It is a transcript of the gene Fkbp39, whose product is annotated as 46 kDa FK506-binding nuclear protein. Gene Ontology annotation, molecular function: macrolide binding; peptidyl-prolyl cis-trans isomerase activity. Gene Ontology annotation, cellular component: nucleolus; chromatin. The transcript is spliced from 9 exons. The record is from RefSeq and is a predicted model, not a curated record. Bases 224 to 1492 code for a protein of 422 amino acids. NCBI's taxonomy places the organism in Eukaryota, Metazoa, Arthropoda, Insecta, Hemiptera, Aphididae.
UCGCUUGACGGCUCCACGGCUCUAGUGUUUGGUACAGACGUCAAACGCCGACCGUCGUUCAUUUUCGGCUUCUUCAUCCUGUUGAAGUCACGUUGCUGGGUGCUCUUCAGCUAUUGAAAUUUUACCAUUCUAACACGUGUAUUACAAAUAAUUUUUAUUUUUAUAAUUGUUAGCCAUUUCACUUUUUUUUAUUCUUAAGCGGUCAUAAUACACUACAGACAAAAUGUGGAGCAUAGUAAUGGAACCCGGGAAAAAAUACAGCACGGUUGUCGAGAACACAUUCCAUCUUUCUAUGGCUACACUUGAUUUAGAAAGCGUUAAAAAAGCUGAUGAUGUACACACUGUCUAUGUUGAAACUGAUGAUAACCCACGUGUAAUCCUUUGUCACUUGUCUAAAGCAUCAAAACUGUUCCAAUGCAGAUUGGAUCAUAUUUUCCCACGAGGAACAGAUUUGAAGUUUGUUACAUCAGCUACUGCCAACAUACAUAUGACUGGUUAUUUAGAACUAAACGAAGACGAUGAAUUUGAUUCUGAGUUAGAAAGCGAAUCUGAAGAUGAAGGAACACAAAUUGAGAAAAAACCAGUUCAAGAUAAAGGCAAUAAGCGAAAAUUAGAAGAUAAUAUUCCAAAAAAAAAUAAAUCUAUUAAAUUGGACGAGAAUAAUCAGUCUGAUGAAGAUAGUGAUGAUGAUGGUGAAUCUGAUGAUGAAAUUAUGGACUUUGAAGAUGAUAGCGAUGAAGAUGGAGGAUUAAAAAUAAGCGAUUUGCUUGAUGAUGAUGAUGACGAAGAUGACGAUGAUGACGACGACGAUGAAGAAGAUGAUGAUGACGAUGAUGACGACGAAGAAGAUAGUGAUGCUGAAGAUGCACCAGUAUUGACUAAAAACAAAAAAGAACAACAAAAAACUCCUAAAAAACAAUUGAAUGGAAAUGAACAGAAGUCUCCUAAAAAAGAACAGAAAACCCCUAAAGGCUUAGAAAAAACACCAAAAGGUCAAAAGACUCCAAUGCCCAAGACACCUGACGCCAAUCAAUCUUUGAUAAAUGGUUCAACGGAAAGUAGUAAAAAAAAGAAAAACAAGGAACCUAAGACCCCACUUAGUGCAUUAAAGACUAAACCAGACACUCCAUUACCCAAAGAUAAGCAAAAUCAACAACAGAAGUUAAACGGUGGAGUUAUCAUUCAUGAUCUCAAAGUUGGUGAUGGUGCUACAGCAAAACCAGGAAAAAAUGUUAAAGUAUAUUAUAUUGGUCGUCUGAAAUCAACUGGUAAAGUGUUUGAUUCAAUGCAAAAAGGACCUGGCUUCACCUUUGGAUUACAACGUGGUGAGGUAAUUAAAGGUUGGGAUAUUGGUAUUGCUGGCAUGAAAGUUGGAGGCAAAAGAAAAGUUAUAUGUCCACCAAAUAUGGCAUAUGGUGCUAAAGGCAGUCCACCUGAAAUUCCACCCAAUAGUACUUUAGUUUUUGAUGUAGAACUAAAACAUGUUAAUUAAGUUUAUCCAAUAUGUUUUUUAUUCCGACUGAUAUUCCUAUGAAUUUUUUGUUAUUUACCAUUCAUUUUUCUACAAAGGCCACAAACAAUAUAUCAGUAUUCCGUUUUUGUUAAAUAAAACAAAAGUAAAAAUAACUACAGUAACUACAUUUGAAACAAUAUAAGUAUACAAUUGUUUAUUAUACUUCAUAAUACUUUAAAUUGCUAACAAUUUUUGUUAAUUGUAGAAAGAAUUUCUGUUCUAAACUAUAUAGCAAUAAUUUACCAAUUGUAUAAGAAUGACUUUUAAUAAAUAAUUAAUUCAUAAUUUUAGAA